CGGCUAUACAACAACCGGAUGGUAGCCUUUCGACGCGUUGCGCGCUCAACAUGGCGUCUUUACUCCUUUCCGUCGCUGUAGAGAUUCUUGCUUCCCACAUAUGUCGCGCUGUAGAUACAACUUUGUCAGGUAGACGCAAUGGCGCCCGUAAUUCUCGACUCUCCCUUGAGCGACAUGAGAUCUGCUAAAGUUACGUCACAUACCAUGAAUGGAAUGGCUGGAAAGAAAAUAUUGUCAACACCGCUACCGAACCCGUCACUACAAGUCACCGCAGACCACAACUUGAAGCAGGAGGAUGCACCUGUAUAUGCGCCAUGCCAUGGCGAAGUUCUCUUACACAUCAAAGCGACAGGUGUUUGCGGGUCUGACAUUCACUUCUGGCGGACAGGAAGGAUAGGCUCACUCGUAGUCGAAGGCGAUUGCAUUCUAGGCCACGAGGCGGCCGGUGUCGUCUUACAAUGUGGCGAAGGCGUGAACAACCUCAAGCCUGGUGAUCGCGUUGCCAUUGAACCUGGUGUCCCGUGCGCGACAUGUUUUCUGUGCCAGGAUGGCCGUUAUAACCUCUGCGAAGACGUCCAAUUUGCAGGCGUCUACCCUUAUCAUGGCACGAUCCAACGUUACAAGACACAUCCUGCAAGGUGGUGUCACAAGCUGCCAGACAACAUCAGUUAUGCAGAAGGCGCAUUGCUCGAGCCAUUGUCAGUGGUCAUGCAUGGCAUCAAUUCGGCAGGGUUGUCGCUUGGUCGCGGUGCUGUCGUCUGUGGCGCUGGGCCCAUUGGCCUCAUUGCGCUCGCAGCUGCGCGAGCAAGCGGCGCACACCCGAUCGUCAUUACAGACCUGGAACCGAAGAGGCUGGCUUUUGCGAAGACAUUCGUCCCUUCAGCUCUCACGUACCAAGUCAGUCGGGAUCUGGAUGAGGAGGGGAAUGCAAAAGAGAUCAGGAAGUUGUUCAAUUUCGAACACGUCGGGGAGUACGGCGCACCGGAGGUGGUGCUGGAAUGCACAGGUGUUGAGAGCAGUGUGGUCACCGCAGCAUAUACCGCAAGGAGAGGUGGCACAGUUAUGGUGAUUGGGGUAGGAAGGGAGACCAUGAACAAUUUGCCCUUCAUGCAUCUCUCGCUUGGAGAGAUCGAUCUCAAAUUCAUCAACCGGUAUCGCGAUACAUGGCCUGCCGGCCUACAAUGUCUCGCUGGGGGCAUUCUAGAUCUCAAGCAACUCGUCAGCCACACGUUCCCGUUGGAGAAGGCCUUGGACGCGCUACACACAUGUGGCGAUCUGAGUAAUGGAAGCAUCAAAGUGCAGAUCAUCGACGAGGUUGACAACGUGCUGUUCACUGAUACAGUCAUACACCACCAAGAUUAAAAAUGUCUCAAAAUUAUCUUUCGUCACGCUGCUGUAAUCGUGGUGUAAGUCAACUAGUCUGCGACGCAUUUUUCGUUCUAACACCGGA
Molecule: messenger RNA, 1450 nt
Organism: Didymella exigua CBS 183.55
Lineage: Eukaryota; Fungi; Ascomycota; Dothideomycetes; Pleosporales; Didymellaceae
Product: GroES-like protein
Exons: 4
Coding region: 139-1362 (407 amino acids)
Biological process (GO): D-sorbitol catabolic process
Molecular function (GO): L-iditol 2-dehydrogenase (NAD+) activity; zinc ion binding
Source: RefSeq, a predicted model, not a curated record